Messenger RNA from Aspergillus sclerotioniger CBS 115572, 1076 nucleotides. Its product is annotated as sugar phosphate isomerase/epimerase family protein. The record is from RefSeq and is a predicted model, not a curated record. NCBI's taxonomy places the organism in Eukaryota, Fungi, Ascomycota, Eurotiomycetes, Eurotiales, Aspergillaceae. The coding region runs from base 10 to 1014 and encodes 334 amino acids. The transcript has a single exon.
CGCCAUGCCAUGCCAUGCCAACCAGCCAUCGCCUCCAUGUCCGUCAGUCGGGCCUGGGUUCAUUCCCUCCCCGAGAAGUUAUCCCAGAUCGCCCAGGCCGGGUUCAAGGGGGUGGAAAUCUUCCACGAGGAUCUCGAGUACCUGGCCAAAGGAAAAGGCGAACCCAAUGAAGACACUCUCCUCGCCGCCGCCCGAGAAACCAGGGCUAUUUGCGACCAGCACGGCCUGCAAGUCAUCGGGUUACAGCCCUUCAUGUUCUACGAGGGCCUGCUCGAUCGACAAUUCCACCAACAGAAAAUCGCCAAACUCCAUACCUGGUUCAAGAUUACCAAGAUCCUAGGAACCGAUAUUAUUCAGAUCCCGUCCAAUUUUCAACCAGAUGGCAUCUCGGGGGACCUGGAUCUGAUCGUGUCCGACAUGAAGGAGGUGGCCGACCUGGGCUUGCAACAAACCCCGGUGGUUCGAUUUGCAUACGAGAGUCUGGCCUGGGGAACAUACGUCUCGACAUGGGAUGCCAUGUGGGAGAUUAUUCAGCGCGUCGACCGGCCGAAUUUUGGCUGUUGUUUGGAUACCUUCAACAUCGCCGGGCGGGUGUGGGCCGAUCCCACCAGUCUUGAUGGAAAGGUCCCUGAUGCAGACACCGUUCUGGCCGAGUCGCUGGCCCGUUUAAAGAAGACGAUCGACGUGAAGAAGGUGUUUUAUGUUCAGGUCGUCGAUGCCGAAAAGAUGCAGCAGCCGUUGGUCCCCGGCCAUCCGUUCCACGUCGAAGGUCAGCCAGCCCGCAUGAACUGGAGCCGGAAUGCACGAUUGUUCCUCUAUGAAGAGGAUAGAGGCGGAUACCUCCCGGUGGUGGAAGUUGCGCGAGUCAUCUUGAAAGACCUGGGAUUCGAAGGAUGGGUGUCGAUGGAAUUGUUCUCUAGAACGAUGUCGGACCCCGAUCCGAGCGUUCCUCAGACGCAUGCUCAUCGGGGAAUACAAGCUUGGAAGCAGCUGGCCUAUGAGUUGAACCUUUAGUUGUGGCUGUUUAUAGAUUAUCACUAGUGUCUGGGAUGUGUUGCAGCUGUUCAAGAAAAUCG